Eptesicus fuscus (big brown bat) is the source of this 1038-nucleotide messenger RNA. It is a transcript of the gene NCCRP1, whose product is annotated as NCCRP1, F-box associated domain containing. The transcript is spliced from 6 exons. Lineage: Eukaryota; Metazoa; Chordata; Mammalia; Chiroptera; Vespertilionidae. Gene Ontology annotation, cellular component: SCF ubiquitin ligase complex; cytoplasm. Gene Ontology annotation, molecular function: ubiquitin protein ligase activity. Gene Ontology annotation, biological process: SCF-dependent proteasomal ubiquitin-dependent protein catabolic process; glycoprotein catabolic process. The coding region runs from base 60 to 866 and encodes 268 amino acids. The record is from RefSeq and is a predicted model, not a curated record.
CCCGCCCCUCCUGACCCAGUUACCCCGAGCCCUGCGGGGGAGCCCGGGCAGUCGCCCGGAUGGAGGAGGUGCAGGAGGGACGCGAGCUCGGCGGCGGGAUGGACACCGAGGAGCCCGCGAGCCCCCGGAGCCCCCGGGCGCCGCCCUCGCCACCGUCGCCGCCGCCACUGCAGUCGCCGCCGCCGCCCGCUGCCCCCGAGAGCCCCGGCGCGUCCCCGGCCGAGCAGCCGUCGGAGGCCCACGCGCGGCAGGUGCUGCUGCAGGAGUGGGGGCCGCCGGGCGGGAGCCUGGAGCUGCCGCCGGGCCUCACCUGGACGCUGCUCCUCCUGCGGCGGCCGCUCUACCGCAACCUGCUGCGCUCGCCCAACCCCGAAGGCAUCAACAUUUAUGAGCCAGCACCCCCUACCGGCCCCACUCGGCAGCCCCUGGAGACGCUGGGCAACUUCCGUGGGUGGUACAUCAGGACUGAGCAGCUGCAGCACAACUGCAGCUGGACGGUGAAGCAUCAGUGUGUGGACCUGCUGGCCGAGGGCCUGUGGGAGGAGCUUCUUGAUGACGAGCAGCCAGACAUCACUGUCAUGGACUGGUUUGAGGACAGCCGGCUGGACGUGUGUGUCUAUGAGUUGCACGUCUGGCUGCUGGCAGCUGACCGACACACCACCAUCGCUCAGCACCAUGUGGCCCCCCGGACCUCGGGGCGGGGCCCUCCUGGCUGCUGGGUCCAGGUGUCCCACGUGUUCCGCCAGUACGGCCCCGGCGUGCGCUUUGUCCACUUCCUGCACAAGACGAAGAACCGCGAGGAGCCUGGGGGGCUGCGGCGCACAAGGGUGACGGACUCCUCCGUGUCCGUGCAGUUCAGGGAGUGACCGGCUGCUGGGACCCCUGGUCUCGUCCCGAACGUCGGACUCCACACGCCCCGAACCUCCGACGCCUUGGCAUUUCCCCUGCUCGCUCGGGGCUCCAGGAGGGCAGGGACCCCGUCUUCCCGAGGCCGUGCUCGGGGGACAGGAGAUGCUCAAUAAAUCCCUGCUGACUGAA